Messenger RNA from Branchiostoma belcheri (Belcher's lancelet), 1014 nucleotides. RefSeq names its product neuropeptide FF receptor 1-like. The record is from RefSeq and is a predicted model, not a curated record. Gene Ontology annotation, molecular function: neuropeptide receptor activity; peptide binding. Gene Ontology annotation, biological process: G protein-coupled receptor signaling pathway. Gene Ontology annotation, cellular component: membrane. NCBI's taxonomy places the organism in Eukaryota, Metazoa, Chordata, Leptocardii, Amphioxiformes, Branchiostomatidae. The coding region runs from base 1 to 1014 and encodes 337 amino acids. The transcript is spliced from 3 exons.
AUGAAUGUAUCUCUGAACACGACAUCGCUAACUCCACAGCACGAGGGACUGAUGAAGCAGACAGUUCCCGUCAUCGUGUUGUUUGUCCUUUCUUAUACCCUCAUAUUUCUGUUCUGUAUGAUCGGGAACACGUUGGUCUGCCUCGUGGUAGUAAAAUUACCGAGGAUGCAAAAUGUGACCAACUAUUUCAUCUUGAACUUGGCUGUAGCGGACCUUCUUGUCGCUGUAUUCUGUAUGCCUUUUACGUUGGUGGACAACAUCGUCUAUGGGUGGCCGUUCGGAGUUGUCAUGUGUAAGUUAUCCGCCGCCACCACGGUGAUUUCUGUUGUUGCCUCCGUCCUUACACUUGUGGCCAUCGCAGUAGACAGAUACUGUGCUGUUGUCCACCCAACUAAAGACAUCAUCACCCUGCCUCGCAUGGUCCAGUCUAUCGCCAUAAUCUGGCUGUUGGCCAUCCUCAUUGCUCUUCCAGUGAUCUUCGUCAAACGAGAAGAACCCUAUAACCCCCCACUCUGUACAGAAGAGUGGCCUAGCUACGGCUCCUGGUCUUCUCGAGAUUUCCAAAAGAUGUUUAGCCUCACGCUAUUCGUGUUUUCCUUUGUCGGUCCCUUACUGAUCAUCACUAUUCUGUACAUGCGAAUAGCAUAUCGAAUAUGGUUCCGAAAAGCACCGGGCGAUGAGAGAAACGUGUCCGAACAGGCUAGAGAAACGGCCACAAAGAAAAAGGUCAAGGUCAUUAAGAUGUUGAUCGUUGUAGUGGUUGUGUUCGCACUGUCAUGGCUGCCGCUACACACACUCAUAUUGGUCGACGACGCCAUGCCUUACUCCGUGGACUCUGUUUACUCGGUCGUUGUUCACGGUUACUGCUUUCCCGUGGCCCACUGGUUGUCUUAUUUUAAUAGUUGUGUCAAUCCAAUUAUAUAUGGUUACUUCAAUCAUAAUUUUCGCACAGGGUUUAAAGCUAUCCUGAUACGUUCCGCACGCAAUCGGGCAUCUAUCCCCCGUCGUCUAUAA